Messenger RNA from Manis pentadactyla (Chinese pangolin), 5722 nucleotides. Its product is annotated as centrosomal protein of 162 kDa-like. NCBI's taxonomy places the organism in Eukaryota, Metazoa, Chordata, Mammalia, Pholidota, Manidae. The coding region runs from base 308 to 4522 and encodes 1404 amino acids. The transcript is spliced from 27 exons. Gene Ontology annotation, cellular component: centriole; axonemal microtubule; centrosome. Gene Ontology annotation, biological process: cilium assembly. The record is from RefSeq and is a predicted model, not a curated record.
CGGUGUUCUCAGGAGUGCAGAGAAAGCCGCGGGAGUCUUCGUUGAUGGAGCAGCGGCGGCUCUGAUCCACCAGAUUAUUCCGAGCUGAGGCUUUUGCCACCUUCCUUCUUAGCCGCAAAAAGAUACUGACAACUGUCCAGCCCGGGCAAGAGCCACGUGAUCGGCUAGUGUCACGUGACCCGGGUGCUGGGCCUUGGAAGUCCGCUACCCUGGCAACUGACCGGACCCCACGGCCUUCCGGGGAAGGGCGGAAUUCAGAGAGCAUUUUCAAUGGAAUGUUUAGUUUGAGAAGUGAAAACUGCUGAUUAUGGCUUACUAUUCCAAAGAAGACCUGGAUGAAGAAUUUGAACAGUUCAUGAAAGAGCUUUCAGAUGAAUCUUUUGAAAAGUCAAACAAAACACCAAGACAACCCAAAAGAGAAGUGAAAAUGAAAGAUACAGUGCCAUGGUGGAUGAGUGAAGAUGAUUUUGAAGAUGGUGGACUGCUUGGAACAAAUGUAAGCUAUUUGAAAACAAAGCAGACCGCUCAGCCUAUUACGGAAACAGAGGAGCCCUCUGCCAGACCGGUUCAGGUUCUUAAGAACAGUGGAACCUCUGUCUUAAGUAUUGACAGUUUAGAAACAAAUGACAUGGUAGUUUCUGAGCUCAAUCACAGUGUCCUUGGAUUGGGAUUGGACACAUUAGAAGAACAAGAAGAAAAAGAACAGUUUUUUGCCAGGCUUGAGAAAGGCUUAACAUCUUCCAUUGAUUAUUCAAGAUUAAAUAAGGAGUUAGAUUCUAAUGACUCCAUACAUUUUAAAGCUUUACAUAGUAAUCAAGCUAAUGCAGAAUUUACUGAAGAUAAAGAGGAGAAUGAAUCAAAACAUGAAGAACAGCCAGAAAAUUACAGUGAUGAUUUUGAAGAUGAGGAUAUUGAUGCACAUUUGACUACUAAAGAAGAGACUAAUUCCAAAGAAAAUUCCAUAUCAGAAAAUAUAAAUGCACCCAAACAGGAAGAAGAGAAAACUGGCAUGCUGGCUAAUGUGGAGCUGCUGGAUUCAUUAGACUCUGUUGCAGAGGUCAACCUUGAUGAACAGGAUAGAGUAACAACUAAGCCAAAAGCCCUGCCAGAAAUAACUGAUAAUGAAAUGACAGGAACAGCUGUUUCUUGCGGGCGAAGCAGCAGUGACAUUGAAGCUUUGCAUCAGGCCUAUUACCAUCUAGCCCAUUCCGGGGGGGACGCAGAGGAGGAAGGACUUGGGAGCAGUGCAUUGGAGAAAGCUGAGAGCUCAGCGAAAGAUCAUCCUCAGGAAGACAGAGAGUCCCCUAAACACAUCUCUACUACAGAAUCUGAUCUGCCCACAGUAGAGGAGCUGAUGAAACCUAUCAAAAUAAAUUCCUUUGGAGUCAGUGGUUUUGACUUACAACCUGUCAGCUGUAAGAAAUUGGCUGAUAGUAAAGAAACUGAAUUUGUUAGCCCUUCACCCCUGAAUAUGAACCCAAAUGUUAUAUCUCAAGAGCCACAAAUUGGGAACCAAUUUUUUGACAAAACGCAAGAGAAUGUGGUUUUACAAAUGACAACAAACAAAUGUAUAGAAAACAGCUGUCCAAGAGUAAAUACUAUGGAAGAACAUGUAGAUAAAAUGUACCUUGAUAUUUUGAAGAAAAAGAUAUCUGUUGGUCCUACAUUAUUACCUCAGGAUGACAAAUUAAAUAAAACUUACAGAUCUCAGCUCAGCUCUGGAGAGGAAGAGGCUGUAACUGGGAAACAGGUGCCAUACAAGGAGACUGGAAGUGCCCCUUCUUUGCUUAAGAGAAAACCCCAGAGUGCACUAUAUGCGUCAGUUAGGAGCUCAGGCUACGGCAAACCCAGUUCACCAUUCAAGACGUUUUCUACUCUUGAAAAGAAAACUUCAAAGGGCAUGAAAAGCAAAAACUUGAGAUCCAUUCCCACAUCAAAUCAAACUAGGAAAAAAGAAAUCUUAUCUGGGACAAAACUUAUCAAGCCUGCAGCUUCGGGUAGACCAGCUCCCCAAACUGAAAGCUGCCUGACUCCUGAGAAGUCUGUACAUCCUGCAGAAACAGAGUCCUGUGUUCAGUCUCGGAAUGAUUCUUCAGGACGCCAUGGUGGGACAAAGGAGACAGAACUAAUUAUGUUUAAAAGAGUUCAGGAAGCAGAGGAAAAAUGGAGGAGUGCACAAGCCCUGAUUGACCAAAUUAAAGUCACAUUCUCAGAAAAGGAGAAAGAGCUGGAAAAUAAGAUGGAAGAACUAAAGAGACAACAAGAGAAGGAGCUCUUCAAACUGAAUCAAGACAAUUAUAUUCUUCAAGCCAAGUUAAGUAACUUUGAAGAAACAAACAAAAAACAGAGGUGGUUACAUUUUGAAGAAACAACUGAUCCUGUCACUGAAGAAAAACUGAAGCAAAUCCAAAAAGAAAUACAAGAACAGGAGACACUCCUUCAGGGAUAUCAACAGGAAAAUGAAAGACUAUAUAAUCAAGUGAAAGAUCUCCAAGAACAAAACAAGAAAAAUGAGGAGCGAAUGUUCAAGGAAAACCAGGGUUUAUUCAGUGAGUUAGCUUCCUUAAAGGAGCAGAUGCACCAAAGUCGUUUCCUAUCUCAAGUAGCUGAGACUUCAGAACCUUCUGGAAACCAGAAUUUUACAGAUCUCUUAACAGAACUACGGGUGGCACAGAAAGAAAAAAUAAGUUUAGUAGAAGACAUCAAAAGAUUGAAACAGGACAAACAAGCUCUUGAAGUAGACUUGGAAAAAAUGAAGAAAGAGAGAGACCAGGCCAAGGAUCAGAUUGCUUACGCCACAGGUGAAAAAUUAUAUGAAAUAAAAAUUUUAGAAGAAACACAUAAAGAAGAAAUCAGUCUUCUGCAAAAAAGAUUACAGUGGUUUGCUGAAAAUCAGGAACUACUGGAUAGAGAUGCAGUUCGACUUAAAGAAGCAAAUGAAGAAAUUGAGAAGCUCAAACUUGAGGUCGAGAAACUGAAAGCUGAAUCUGGAAAUCCAUCUCUUCAGCAGAAGAUACGCUUGAAAGAUAGAGCAGCUGAUGCCAAAAAAAUUCAGGAUCUAGAGAGACAAGUGAAGGAAAUGGAAGGAAUUCUAAAGAGAAGAUAUCCCAAUUCUUUACCUGCUUUAAUAUUGGCUGCAUCAGCAGCUGGUGAUACAGUGGACAGAAAUACAGUAGAAUUUAUGGAAAAAAGGAUAAAAAUACUUGAAGCUGAUCUGGAGGGCAAAGAUGAAGAAGCAAAGAAAAGCCUUCGUACCAUGGAACAACAGUUUCAGAAAAUGAAGAUUCGGUAUGAACAGAGACUAGAGGAGCAAGAGCAGCUACUUGCCUCCAGAUCAAGGGGAGCACCUCAGAACCAGCGUGGGGACCUCUCCAGAGUUAAAGCACUAGAGAAGGAACUCAGCGACAUGAAGGAAGCCCAUCAAGUCACUGUAAGAAACCUUGAAGCUGAGAUAGGCAUUCUUAAACAUCAGAAAGCUGAAUUGGGACUCAAAAAAAAAGAUAAAGAUGAUAAAGAUUUCCAGUCUAUAGAAUUCCAGGUGGAACAGGCUCAUGCCAAAGCUAAAUUGAUGAGGCUUAAUGAGGAACUGGCUGCAAAGGGGAGAGAAAUACAAGACCUUUCAAAAACCGUGGAGAGGCUUCAGAAGGAGAGAAGGACGAUGCUCUCUAGUCAGAGUUCCCAGGGUAGAGAGGAAGCGACUACAAACAGGGUGAAGAAAGGUGUGCCACCCGCAGGGAAAGGGGACGCGCUCUCCUCCUCUGCGGCGCUGGGGGGCAGACUUUACCAACCAGAUGCUUUUACAGAUUCCCAUCUUUCAGAGGUUUUACAGGAAAACCGCAGAUUGAAAAGUGAACUGCAGAGAUUAACUAUAGAGAGGAGUGAGCUGCAUAUGAAAUCUGAUGUAGCAGUGAAUCAAUUUGAAGAUUCCAUGAAAAGGAUCAAGGAAGAUGCUGCAGCACACAUCACAUCUCUCAAAGCCUCUCAUCAGAGGGAAAUAGAGAAACUCCUUUGCCAAAAUGCAGUAGAAAAUUCUUCUUCCAAAGUAGCCGAAUUAAAUCGCAAACUAGCAACUCAAGAGGUACUUAUAAAGCAUUUCCAAAAUCAGGUUAAUGAGCUGCAGGGUAAACAGGAGUCUCUUGUAGUUUCUCAAGUUCGAGAAGAAAUUCUACAGAAAGAGAUAACAAAACUCUUAGAGGAAUUGAGAGAAGCUAAAGAAAACCAUACACCAGAGAUGAAACAUUUCAUGGGCUUAGAAAAGAAAAUUAAACAGAUGGAAAUAAGACAUAAACAAAGAGAGCAGGAACUUCAACAGAUCAUACAGCAAACCCAGCAAGUAGUAGAAACUGAACAAAGCAAAGAAACUGAGAAGUGGAAAAGACUUGCCCAGUUGAAGAAUCGUGAGCUGGACAAGUUCCGCACAGAACUGGACUCCGUAUUAGACGUCCUCCGAGAGCUGCACCGGCAGGGGGCAGGGGUCCCCGCUGCUUCGGCAGCCGCCCCGAGGACACCAAAGUGUCACUAGAGACUCGCAGGGCCUCACAGGAGGACUUGGGGAUGGAUGGUGGACGGGAUUGUGCCAGUUUCGAAGGAAGCUUUGAAAGCAACAAGCAACUAACACAAAAGGAACAUUUCAAAACAAAUUGCACUUAACCAGUAAGAAAAAAAAUAGCACUGUGGUAUCUUACUGAAAAUUAUUAACCAGUCACAUUUUAAAUCAUUUAUGGACAAGGCCCUUUAUGUCCAUGAUUAGAACCAGUAAGGUUUAUUGUAAAAGGACACAUGCUAAGGAAAGGAAAGUGCAUAUAUGCAGCCAUCAUUGACUAAAUGUGUAUUCCUAAAUCUCGGAGACAGAAAAACGGCUCCUCUUUCUCUUGGAAACGGGGAGGAAUGUGAGCAAGUGGCGUGCACAGUCACAUGGACGGUCCCCUGAGUAGCAGAGCUUCCAUGAUGACUUAACAAGACCUGUGACGUCCACACGGGAAGCAGGUGAGCUCUCGCGCUUUCCCUCGGAGCUCCACUCCUGCCUCUAGUUGCCUCCCGUCUGUACUUGCCAUCAGGUGAAGAAUGUAUUUUACAAGCGCUAAGAGGAUUUGGUAUAUUCAUUGUUUUAAUUUUUUAUGCUGUGUGUCUUAAAUGCAAGUCCUUGUUUGUAACUCUAAGAUUAUAAAUAGAACAUAACAUUUUUACUUUCUCUACUUAAAAAGUAAUAUAUAUUCAUUAGAAAAAAGCAUGCAUACUCGUGUGAUUAUUGGUUUAUGUUACAAUCCCAUCCCAAAAGCGGACGGUGAGUAUAAAAGAUACUAGUAAGUUAAAGAUAUGGCCAUUUUGUUUUUAAGUGUUCUAGCCUAGUUGCUAUCCAAUAAAAGUAUAAUGGAGCCACAUGUAAUUUUUUAUUUUUCUUGUAGCCACAUUUAUCUUUUUACGGUAAAAAGAAACAGAUGAAGUUAAUUUCGGUAAUUUAUGUAAUAUUUCUAAAAUAUCAAUAUAAAAAUUGAAUUUUUACAUUCUUUUUUUCAUUCCAAGUCUCUAAAAUCUGGUGUAUUUAACAUUUAACAGCAUAUCUCAGUUUGGACUAGCCACAUUCCAAUUGCUCAAUAGCCACAUGCCAAUAAAUGCAAUUCUAGAAUAAUAACUGAAAUACUUUGUAAAGGACAGGUGAGAUCGAUUUUGGUGAAAUUAUGGGUAGCAAGUGAAAUGUGGAAGUUAAAUAUAAGGAAUGCAA